Molecule: messenger RNA, 942 nt
Organism: Hibiscus syriacus
Lineage: Eukaryota; Viridiplantae; Streptophyta; Magnoliopsida; Malvales; Malvaceae
Product: protein BPS1, chloroplastic-like
Exons: 1
Coding region: 1-942 (313 amino acids)
Source: RefSeq, a predicted model, not a curated record
AUGGUGCUCUUGGUACAAAAGCUCAGCAAAUUCUACUCCAAGCUGGAAAAUCACCACCGCCGCCACCGAGCAGAGGUUGAUGUUUUGUCGGCUUCUUUACAGGCUUUCAGGUCCGAUGUUUCGAAUUACAUGAACCAGUUGUUGUGGUUUAAUCCGGAACCCAGAUCAAAAAUCUUGUCAUUUUCAUGGAUCAAACGAUGUUUGGAGCUCCUUCCUAUGAUCAACAAGGCGUUUAUAAAGCUAGUGGAUGACAUGGACUACCCAAUGACCAGCUGGGAAGCUGCUUCUCUCGACGAGUAUCUCAGCCACGGCUUGCAUUUGCUGGACCUUCUAAAUUCCGUCAGUUCCUCUCUUUCUCACCUGUCGCAUGCUCGGCUUUCAAUCGCACACGGCCUCAACCUCGUGGAGAAUUCACCUUCCAUGGCUAUAAAGCAUCUCAAGCCAAUCCAGCCACAAAGUUCAAGCAAGGACAUCAAGGGAUUGUUAAACGAGGAAGAUUGCGAGGGGAAGUUUGGUUCUUGCAAGGAAAGGGUAAUCAAUGAAGCUAUGAUGGAGAUAAAGAGCAUUGGGUUCUGGGUAUUUGGGGUUGUUUUGGCUUCCUUGUCGGGUGAGACCAGACCAUACUUGGAGAUGAAACAAGUGAUUUCAGGCUUCAAUAAAGCUUCUUCAUUGAUUGAUGUAAUGGAUUCAUGUGUGUUUGAUGUUAUAGUGGAGAAAGGUGAGACGUUGAAAGAGGUCAAGGAGCUUAACAGCGCAGCAGGUUCACUUGUAUCAGCAAUUGUCUCUGGGAAAACAAGCGAUGCCGCCAUGGAUUUGGAGGGGAAAUUGAGUGUUUUCGAGGAGGAGAUUGAAGUAUUGGAAAAGCAAGUGGAUGCCUUGUUUUCCAAGGCAUUGGCAACCAGAAAUGAACUGCUUCACGGUGUCAGUCAACUCAAGCAAUGA